CAUAAACAGUGGAAAUGCAGAGCUUUGAUUGUAUCCUUUUUUUAGGGGACAAAACACAAGGAUCAGACACCCUGUUUUGUUAGUUUUUAUUGUGACUUAUUGUAUAUUUUCUGUUGCUGUUUAAAAAAAAAAAUGAAAAUGAUUUCACCUUGCUUGUUUGGUUUUGAUUAAACGUAAUAGUAUAUUCGGUAUGUUCUGUCAUUCUAAAAAUAUUGGAGUGACUGUUUUACAUUACUUUGACAAAUUAAACAGUAAUUUAUUGUAGGACACAUUGUUUUUUUUUUAAUUUUAUUUAUUAUUAUUAUUAUUAUUAUUAUUAUUAUUAUUAUUAUUUUUACUUUAACCUCAUUAUACACCAAGCUGAUAAGGUGUGUGCUUCAGUAUGUACAUGAAUGUUUGUUGGCAUUUUCCAGCUUCAUUCAGGGGAAGAAAUCAAUCAAAGGAGGGCAGUGUUGAGUUUAAAGCUGCCAUUUUUUUUUGCCAUUUUUAAAUUCUCUUUAGUUUCAGGAGAUCUUCGUAUUAAAACACACUGAUCGUUAGAAUAACUUGCUCAAUAUUAGCACUUGAAAGCAAUUCUCAUGACUAUGCCUUAGAGUAGUGUUUCUCAAAGUGGCAACAGAAGUUUAUUAUAUUUAUUAUUAUUAUUAUUCAGUUUUUGUAGAAAUUACAUGGUUUGAUUAGUUACUUGAAUUGAACUGUAUGUUAAUAACACAAAAACAUAAGCGUAUAAAGUGUUCUGUUGGUGAAAAGUUCAGGAACCAAGCUCUAGGGUUCAAGUAAUAGCCAAAGUUUUUGAGCCUAAUGGUUUUUACAGUUGUUACACACAAUAUGGUCAAAAGUUUGUGGACACCUGACCAUCACACCCAUAUGUGCUUGCUGAAUAUCUAAUUCUAGAUUUAUUCCCUCCCUUGCUGCUGUUAUAAUAAGCUCCACUCUUCUGCGAAGUCUUUCCACUAGAUGUUGGAGCGAGGCUGUGGGGAUUUGUGUUCAUUCAGCUACAAGAGCAUUAGUGAGAUCAGGUGCUGAUGUUGGUGAGGAGGUCUGGGGUUCAGUCGGUGUUCCAGUUCAUCCCAAAGGUGUUCAGUGGGGUUGAGGUCAGGGCUCUGUGCAGGACACUCGAGUUCUUCCACUCCAACCUUCACACACCAUGUCUUCAUGGAGCUCGCUUUGUGCACAGGGGCAUCGUCAUGCUGGAACAGGUUUGAGCCUCUUAGUUCCAGUGAAGGGAAAUUGUAAUGCUACAGCACACAAAGGCAUCCUAGGCCAGUGGUUCUCAAUGUGGGUUUCAUGAAGCAUAGCAAAGUGGUCCAUGAUUUUUUUCUUUUGUUACAGUGGUGGACUGUAAUCACAACCCACAUUAUCAAAGAGUUAUUAUGUUUAAGGGUCCAAGCACCAAAGUCAACUCAGACCUAAUAUGGAAAACUCAGGAACAGAAAGCACUACCGCUUGAAAUGUUCAUGAAAUAAAUCGAUACUGAGGGAGUCUGUGAAAUUUUUUAGAAAUUUUUUAACAGUUAAAAAGGUCUCUAGCAACAAAACGUUUGAGAACCUCUGUCCUAGACAACUCUGUGCUCCCACAUUUGUGGCAACAGUUUGUGGGUAUGAUAGUCAGGUGUCCACAAACCUUUGGCUAUAUUUAUAAUAUAUGUACUGAAGGUUUUAAUUUUACAGUUAAAGGCAUGCCUGGCUUGCUAUAAUGUAAUGCUUAUGGGAUUUGUAGUCUUUUAUUAGACCGUGAUUUUGACUACAAUUAGGAAAUAAAUACGUCUAAGAUAAAUGAAAACAAUUUUGUUCCUAAAAACUAUACAGGUCAGAAAAUAUGGAGUCAAUGCAACGUCUGGAAUGUGACUGCAAACCAUUAAACACUAGAAAUUCUUCAAAAGUGACCUUUAGGACUGAAAUUUUCUAGUAGACUUUCACUUCCGCCUUCCGUGGCUUCAGGACCGUGAGCAGCCUUUUGGCGCUCUCUAUUGGCUGAAGACGGCGCGCGCCUGAAAGCAACCCCGUUGCUAAGCAACCCACAGCACAACGCUGGGAAUACUAGCCGCUAGCGUUUAAGGCUUGUGUUAAAUAAACUAAGCUGCUUGAUAUUUCCAGAAGUUUCUGCUAAAUAAUAAAAAAAUGGCUAACAUGGUUUUGUCGGAGGUUUUGUCUGAAAUUGGCUGGGACCGAAAAUUCGCCAUUCCAGUGUCAAACACCGAGAAUAAAGCUUUGGAGGAUGAGAUCCAGAGAAAACACAAAGAGCUAGCACAUGUGGAAAACCAAGCGAGUCAGCACAAGGAGAGGAUCAACGCCAUGACCGAACAUCUGAAAAACGUCCAGCAAGAGCUCACUCACACUCAGGCUCUGUGCAGGGCUGUAGAGAAGCAGACCGAUUCAGAGCAGCACUUCAAGGCCUUGGAUGAGCGAGAGACCGGACGGCUGCGUCAGGAGAUUUCCCAGCUGCAGAACGAGCUGAUAUCACUGCGAGAGAAGAAGAACUCGCAGGAGAACUACAUCUUUAAAGCGACACAGAAGAUGGAGGAGCUCAAGGAUCAGCUGAACUGGGACCAGCAGACUCUGGACGCCUGGCUGGAGGAAUCGUCCCGCAAAGACGAGGACACCAUGGCCAUCGUCAAGUACGCGCAGCAAGACGAGAGCAGGAUUCGAGAGCUGACUCUGAGCAUGGAGAAGCUGACUCUGGAGGCGAACCGGAAGAGAAAAGCUUUGGACAACGAGGUUACCGAGACCAUCAUGGCGCAGGUGGCUCUGGAGAAGACGGUCGAGAUGGUGCAGCAGGCCCACGCGGAGAGACAGGAGCUGAUCAGCCAGUGGGAGAACUCCAUCGAGCAGAUGAGGAAGAAAGACCAGGAUCUGCAGCAGUGCGCUCUGCUGCUGGCAGAGACGAACCAGGUGAUCCGCGAACGCAAAGCACUCAUAAAAGAGAAGCAGAACUUCCUGGCUAACGAGGUGGAGAACAACAAGGAGUGCGAGAAGAAGAUUGCUGCGGUCGAACGCCAGGCCAACAGGCUACGGCAACAGUUUCAGGAAGAGGAGAGCAACCGCACACGACUGCAAGAUGAGCUGGUGAGCCUAAAGGGCAGGUUGGAUCGCACCGCUACAGACCUGGAGGCUAAGAGAUCCCACUUAGCGAGCAUCAAGAAGGACAUCAACGAUAAAACGGCAAAAUUAGAGGAUAUUCAGCACUAUAACGUCGCUCUAGAAGAGAAGUUGCAGGCCGUGACUGAGGAGGCGCUUAGCGUGGAGGAGAGAGCCGCUCAGAUGGAGCAGCUCCACCGUGAUCAGGAGAAACAUCUCAAAGAAAUUGACACCCAACUCCAGCGGGAACAAAAGCUCCUCUUCCAGAAAAAGCAGGAGCUGCAGACACUGCGAGCCAAGGAGAAGAAUGUCGUAGCAGAUAUCUCAGGAAGUCGUGUAGCUCUGUCCAGCCUGGACAUCCGCCUCAGUAAACUAGACCAAAACGCUCUCAAGCAGCAGGAGUACAUCAAUAGCCAGGAUUUCCAGAUCCAGCUUCUGGAGGGGAAGAUGGCGCGUCUGAGCGGUAACGUGAACAAGGAGGAGAAACAGGCGCUGGAGAAGCAGGUCUCCGAGCUGAGCGAGGUGCUGGAGGAAAAGAAGAAGGCAGCUGCUAUGCUUGCAGCACAGCUCAAGAAGCUUCAGAAUGACAUCCGCUGUGUGAGGAAAGAGAAUGAGAAGACGGGAGCAGAAGAGAGAAACCUGACCACAAAGAUUGAAGAAUUGAACCUCGUUGAUGACACCUUGGACAAAGACCUGAAGAAACUUCGUCUCAAGAAACAGGACAGCAUAGUGGAGAACAAUAUCCUGCAGCUGGAGGUGAAGCGCCUCAGGACCAUGCUGUAUGACAAGGCGGAUGGAGUUCUUUCUCUGGAGAAGAGGAAGCUACAGCUGCAGACGGCCAUGAAGGAGCGGCAGGAGGAGAUCCGCGUGCAUCGGGAAAUGCACAGCAAGCAGCUCAAGAUCACUGAGCAGGAGAUGCAAGGGCUCAGGGCCCAGUUGCAUGAACGACUGUCCAGAGUUGACAAGAUGAAGAAAAAAUACGAGAUCAUCACCAUUUCCAUGGCUGCCCCAGAGGGCGAGGAAGACAAAUCGCAGGCCUAUUACAUUAUCAAGGCAGCUCAAGAGAAGGAGGAGCUUCAGCGCAAGGGUGACGAUUUGGACUCCAAGAUCCGCAAGGCAGAGAAAGAGAACAAGGCAUUGGAAAACACCAUGCACCUGCUCAAUAAUCAUAACAGCACCUAUCGCAAAUCCUUCAACAAGGUCACAGAGUCCAGUCCUGAGUAUCAAGAGAAAUUGAAGUUAGAGGAACAGAAAAGAGCUGCAGAUGAAAAGGUCAAGUUCAAGAGACGCCAAAUCAGAGAGCUGCAGGAAAACAUUGAGGCCAUGAGCAGCUCAUUGAACAGCCUGCAGCAGGAGGAAGUUGCUCAAACAAAAAGAAAUGUUGAUCUCCAUGCCCGUAUUGUCUCUCUGAAUAAAGAGCUUGUUUCUCAGCAGGAGAAACUGGACAGGGCCACUAAACAGUCCUCCAAGCUGAAAAAGGAGAUCCGCUCUACUAAAAACACCACAGAGGAGACCUUUGAGGAACGUGACAUCAAGCUGAAAGAACUGAAAGACUGCAAGAAGGCCAUCAAUAAGAUGCUCCUGGAUGUCAUGGAGCAGUAUCCUGACCUCCAGGCGAUUUUACAGACGUACUACAUGCAGGCCAAUCUUCCUCUUCCUUCUCCCGCAUCUACCCCUUCGAGCAGGAGUUCAAAGUUGAGCUCAGCAUGUAGCUCUUUUUCUCUCAGAUCUUCCAGAUCCUCAGGACCAUCAGCCGACAGCAGCGCCAGAGGCUCGGCAGUUCACUCGCCCUCCGUAAAGAUGGUUGAGUUAGGCCUUGGACUUCGGACUCAGUCUCCUGGCAGUGACAGCAGCAGGAGCAGCAGGAGCAGUCAUCUCAAGACUCCUUAAUCAGCAAAUCCUCCAAGUUGCAAAUAAAAUAUAUACUAAAUGUCUUAAAAAUUUGAAUGUUCCACUUAAAUGAGGUUCGAACUCAAUCCUGGGUGUCUGCAAACUCAUGUAUAAGGAAGUAUACUCUAACAACUGUAUAGGCUUAUGGGACAUGCUGAAUUUGAUUAUUAAUCAAUGUUCUGUCAUUUUAAAAAAUCCUUGAGAUGCUGAUAAAUUGCAUAUAAUUAUAUCACUCAUUUCUAUAUCUCAUGCCACAUGUCUUUCUGCAAUGCUGAGAAUGUAGGUUUGAUUUGAUCUACAAUUGAGUGUUUGCUGCUCGCCAUGACAACUGUUUUUGUUUCCGCAUGAACUGUUGACAUUUCACUACGUCAAAGCUGAAUAAUUUCAUAUAAAAGCACCUCCUGAAAUAUUCUAUCCCUCUUAUAGCACAGCAGUUUGCCACAAUUACAAUUUUUACAAUUUGUUAAAGAAUGACACGUCAUCCUUUUUAUCCAUUUACUGCAUAGUUUCAUUUAAUGUUAUGGAAUGUCCACAAAACACUUACAUUAUAGCAGUUAUAACAUCCCUUAGACUGAAAACUUAAAGUUAUUUAAAGCUUACCAAGCACUGACACUGGAGACUCCUUCCAAAAAAUGUUAAAUAAACAUCUCUUCACAGAAAACUUCAGCAUACAAAAGUCCACGUUAAUGAGCUGUUACUAGAAAAACAACAUAUUAGAAUGAUUACGGUCAUAUAAACCUGUGAUCUGAACUACAGCUACUGAACUACUGUCAGAGCGGCUGUUAAAGAACAUUAAUCAACACCUUCCAACCAAUCAGAAUUGAGAACUCAACAGUGCUGUUGCAUGAAGUGUUUAUAUAUUGAAUUUUAUAUAUAUUUUAUCAUAUAUAUGAAUGUUUAUAGAUUCAUACACUGGACGGUCUGAGUGUUAUCAUUAAAUGAUAUAAUCUGUUUAUAUCCUUUCAGUUUUUAAAGAAACAUUCCUGUAUGUAGAACAAUACUUUAACUAUGGGCGGAGUUUAGCGCAGUUGAUUUACUGGAACUGCUGGUAUUGUACGUCACCAAGUGUGACGCUUGAUAACAAAACCCCUAAGAAUGCUUCCUAACAAAGUUAUUAGAGAAACUGACUUAGAAACACUACACACACUCAUACCCACAUACCUUAGUCAGGAGUAAGAGCAUCAGCAGAAAACAUGUUGCUCUUAAGCCUUUUUGUUGGGGUGAUUAUUUUUACAGCUGGAGCAACUGCUCAAACAACCAUUACAAGUCCCACUACUACUACUACUACUACAACUACUACUACUACUCCUCCUACUCCUCCUCCUACUACUACUACUACAACACCUCAUACAACUACACUUUUGGACACUAUGAUACCCAAAACAACUACACAAAUGACCACCAACACCACCACAAGGACCACUACUAAAGCUACAACACCGUUUCAGAUGUUUGUAACAGGCGGCUCAGGGCCCUUGUUUCCUUCUCCAGUGACCACACCCAGUCCUCGUCCUGAAACCAGUACCAAAACAACGGCUCACUCGUACCCCGUGGUUGCCGGGCUGCGAGCUUUGGUCAGAACUAGUGUGGCGCUGGAUAUCAAUCAAGCCAACUCCAUUUUGCAGCAGUAUUUAUCAUAUCUCCAAUCAUACUACAACGUAACUGCCAGAGUAACGAGCAUUAAGAAGGUAUGAAGAGCUGCAUCAGAAGGAAGUUCAGGAUAUUUUCAAGGCCCUUGUUCCUCUUUUUAUUUCUUUGAGAAAAUGUGCAUUAUUGUAAUCUCUUUCACUUUUUCAAAUCAUUGCUUUUGCAUUUUUUCGAGAUUAUACUUUAAAGGUAUAUUGACAAUUUGUGGGAGGCAAGUAAAGGUAACUGUGCUUGACAGUAAAUAAUUAUAAUAUGAUUUGUCAACAGUGAAUGAAGCAACAAUGUUAAUUCAAAUAAAUUAAUUAAUAAAACCUGUUCAGUGAGAAAAGUGA
Molecule: messenger RNA, 6946 nt
Organism: Pangasianodon hypophthalmus (striped catfish)
Lineage: Eukaryota; Metazoa; Chordata; Actinopteri; Siluriformes; Pangasiidae
Gene: ccdc39
Product: coiled-coil domain containing 39
Exons: 25
Coding region: 2121-4967 (948 amino acids)
Biological process (GO): inner dynein arm assembly; cilium-dependent cell motility; cilium movement
Cellular component (GO): axoneme
Source: RefSeq, a predicted model, not a curated record